AUGAUGUUGUACGUUCUGCCGCCUCCGGCGGCAGCCGGUCCACCGUCCCCGUGGUCCACGAUACUGUGCGAUGACGGACGGCCGUCGUCGGUACGUGGCGGUAGCCAACAAGAGCCAGCGGUGGCCAACAGUGGCCGGUUGACUUACAAACGGAACGCUAGCAAUAACAGGCGGGUUAAAGCGUGGCUGAAUGCCGUCCAAAAGAAUAACCGUCCGCCGCCGCCCAGGAAACCUUCGGUGGACGCUGUCGGUCCCGAGUUGCAGGAUUCAGGAGCUGGCAGUUCAUUGGACGAAGAUGAGCCGAUCAAAACCAAUCGCAGGCUUAGCGAGUGUUAUUUCGCCAACAAGGGUUCGGCGGCGGUGCUGUGUUCGCUCACGUCUCACCAGCAACAGCAACAGCAACCACAGCAACAGCCUCGCCGUAAAAGACACCACCAUCACUCUCUACACCCGCACAGACACCAGUCGCUGUCCGCUCCGGCGUCCAGUCGGAUGUCCGCCGGCGAAGACGAAAUGCAGACCCGUGCCAACGACAUACAGGCACAUCUGCAGUCUAUGUUCCACAUACUCAGGCCCGAUGACAGUCUGAACAUGGCAGUAAAGCUGGAAAGCGUACAUUCCGGCCGUACCAGAUAUUUAGUUGUAGUUUCUUGUAUAAAUGGAAAUUGUCAAGAGGAAUCCUGCCUUUUGGGUCUUGACUGUAACCAGAGUACUACUAUUGGACUGGUGCUUAGACUUCUGGCAGAUACCACAAUCACGCUGGAUGGAGAUGGAGGAUUCAGCGUUAGCGUAUGCAGCCGCCAACAUAUUUUUAAACCAGUCUCGGUACAAGCCAUGUGGUAA
Messenger RNA from Macrosiphum euphorbiae (potato aphid), 843 nucleotides. The record is from the annotation of a GenBank genome assembly. Lineage: Eukaryota; Metazoa; Arthropoda; Insecta; Hemiptera; Aphididae.